Molecule: messenger RNA, 342 nt
Organism: Histoplasma capsulatum G186AR
Lineage: Eukaryota; Fungi; Ascomycota; Eurotiomycetes; Onygenales; Ajellomycetaceae
Exons: 2
Coding region: 1-342 (113 amino acids)
Source: RefSeq, a predicted model, not a curated record
AUGUCUUGGUUGACGGCCAAGGCAGAUCGCAGCGUAGCCGGUAGGGAGACGAUGAACAGAAAGUUGGAGUUGGCGUGGGAGUUGACGUCGAAGUUGGAGCUGGAAUUCGCGUUGGAGGGAAAAAGCGAGCCCCCAGCAGCCAAUAAACAGCGCGGGUACCGGUACCUUGAAACAAGCCUAUCCCGAGCGUGGCAGAUGCAUGCCAACGCGGGAGUGGAUCACCGCCACCGCACGCCCCCUCCGGCCGCUAUAUUCCUCGAUCCGCAACGAUCUGCCCACCGAGAGAGCAAGGUGUAUUGCGUGAAGCAGGGCCACACUCCCGCACUGCCAACACAUAUUUGA